Messenger RNA from Trichomonas vaginalis G3, 1242 nucleotides. RefSeq names its product TBC domain-containing protein kinase-like protein family. The transcript has a single exon. The record is from RefSeq and is a predicted model, not a curated record. Lineage: Eukaryota; Parabasalia; Trichomonadida; Trichomonadidae. The coding region runs from base 1 to 1242 and encodes 413 amino acids.
AUGGAAAUCAAUCAUGACGCAUUUAUACAACAUAUAAAAGACGUAAAUACGACAACAUAUGGGACUAUUAUUCACGAUGAAGACACAUUAAACUAUUUUCUUGAAGAAUUUGAUACAAAUAAAAAUUUAGAGCUUCGUUUUCUUGCAUACUGCUUGAAAUUCAAGUGUGUAAGCUUUGAAAACUAUGCCGAAGAACUAUAUCAGAAAAUUAUCAACUACGAAGAUUUUUCAAGAAGUUUACUUGGAGAUUCUUACAAUGAACCACUAAAAGUUUUAAGCCAAGAUAUAUCUAAGGUUAUUGCAGCCGAUGAACCUCGCGGAUACAACUUUUUCAUUGAAAUUUGUCACACAUUUGGUGUUCAGCUUCUUGAUGAAGAAUACGGACAUCUUUCAACUAAAAGAAUUCAUUCCGUUAUUGGACUUAUUUAUCCAGAACUUUCAUACACUCAAGGCUACGACAGAUAUACUUUAAUGUGCUUUGGCUUAGCAUUGAAGAUAGUUCAAUCACUAGGAAUAGAUAACCAUUACGCAGAAGGCUUAUGCUUCGACUUGGUUGUUAAAUUUAUACAAAUUGCAAAUAUUAAUGAAAUUUUGGAAAAUCCACACGGCCAAGAAAUGUUUACAGAGAUAGACAAUUCAAUUCAAUCAAUUAGUCCAAAACUCUACGAUAAUUUGAAAGAAUACAGCAUAUCUUCUUUAUAUUUUGCCAUAAGUUGGCGACUACUGUUCUUUACACACGUACAUCCAAUUUUGAAUGUUUUAAUAAUAUGGGAUAGGUUUUUACUCCAUUCUAUACCAAGUCGUAAUAUUAAUAACUAUUUUGUUUCAUUGGCUUUAGCUCAUAUAAAGCAAGUUGUUGCUACUCUUGAUGAAAACAAUUUAGGCAAUUCUGUAGUUGAAAAUAUCCAAUCUUUUACAGAUUAUGAUUUGUCAGCGAUAAUAACAGACGCUGAACAAUUCUUCCACCAGAAAAUUGAACAAGAUGAAGAAGAGCAUAGUCCAAGUGCUACUGAUGCUUUAUUGUCCAUUGCAGGCUUUGCAUUUGACGUUUUAAAGGCCACAACUAAAUUAGCUACUAGAACCGUUCUUAAGAUUAGUGUUAUGACAAUCCAACAUGCUCUUAACAUCGGAAGUCCAGAAGAACAUAAUCAUAUUCCUCACACAAUUUCACCUCAAAAUAUUGAGUCUCCUAACGACUUUGUACGAGAAGUACUUUUCUAUCUUAAUGAUCUGUAUGACUAA